CAAUCACACCAAAACCCUUCAUUUAGUUUCUUUCUAAAAAGAAACACCACGUAGCCUCUUGCUUUCUCUCUCUCUAUUACCUUUCUUCUUUAUUCUUUUGUUAUAGCUGCCUACCAUACAACUUCAAUGGCUAAUUUUUCUUUGAGUUUCAUUGUUGGGAUUAUUUUGAUGAGCCUAUUAACAAAAGGUGGGGUGGUAGAGGGAAGAGCAUUUUUUGUGUUUGGAGAUUCAUUGGUUGAUAUUGGAAACAACAACUUCUUGGCUACAAGUGCUCGUGCAGAUUCCCCUCCUUAUGGCAUUGAUUUUCCAACUCACCGUCCCACUGGCCGAUUCUCUAAUGGCCUUAAUAUUCCUGACAUUAUCAGUGAAAAACUUGGGAUGGAGCGUACAUUACCAUACUUGAGUCCAGAGCUUCAAGGGAAAAAGCUUCUUGUUGGUGCCAAUUUUGCUUCUGCUGGGGUUGGCAUACUUAAUGACACUGGAAUUCAAUUUGUAAAUAUUAUAAGGAUUGGGCAACAGCUGGAGUACUUUGCUGAAUACCAAAAAAGAGUGGCUGCUUUAGUAGGGAGUGAAAAGGCAAAGAAACUAGUGAAGGAGGCUCUAGUUCUAAUAACACUUGGUGGCAACGAUUUUGUCAACAACUAUUAUUUGAUCCCUAUUUCUCUGAGAUCUCGCCAAUAUGUCCUUCCUGAUUAUAUCGUCUUUAUCAUCUCUGAGUACAAAAAAGUUCUUAAGAAACUCCACAGGUUAGGAGCUCAUAGAAUUAUCGUGACGGGGACAGGGCCACUAGGUUGUGUGCCAGCGGAAUUAGCCCAAAGAAGCAGGGAUGGCAACUGUGAUGAUGAAUUGCAGCAAGCAGCAGUAAUGUUCAAUCCUGCGCUAGUUGAGAUGCUUAAUGGCCUCAACAGUGAGAUAGGCAGCCAUGUUUUCGUUGCAGCUAACACAAAUCAAAUGCACUUGGACUUCAUUACUAAUCCUCAAGCUUUUGGAUUUGUGACAUCAAAGAUAGCAUGCUGUGGACAAGGACCAUACAAUGGGAUAGGGCUGUGCACGCCCUUCUCCAAUUUGUGCCCAAACAGAGAUGAAUAUGCAUUUUGGGAUCCAUUUCACCCAACAGAGAGGGCUAACAGAAUCAUUGUUGAACAAAUCUUGACUGGAACAACUGAAUACAUGCACCCUAUGAACCUUAGCACCAUCUUGGUUAUGGAUUCCAAGGCUUAAUUAAUAAAUUCUACUACUCUCUUUUGUUUAGAUUUUCACUGGAAAUGUUACUUAUGUAGUGUAGCAGUUAUUGCACGUGUCUUUCCUUUUAGUUGUGUUCCUUCAUAAGUGUGUCAAAUGUAAGUGCUAUUGAGUUGAUUAAUCUUUGUAUUCCUGCAUCUUUUCUGCUAAUAGUAUGUAUUCCUUUUCGUUUUCUUAAAUUUGUGAUGGACGAGUUUAUGA
Molecule: messenger RNA, 1443 nt
Organism: Lycium barbarum (goji berry)
Lineage: Eukaryota; Viridiplantae; Streptophyta; Magnoliopsida; Solanales; Solanaceae
Product: GDSL esterase/lipase At5g33370-like
Exons: 5
Coding region: 127-1221 (364 amino acids)
Molecular function (GO): hydrolase activity, acting on ester bonds
Source: RefSeq, a predicted model, not a curated record